AUUUGUAGUUUUUAUUUCCACUCUGACUCAUUCAUUAAAACACAAUUUCUGACUCGAGAGGACUCUAUCUCCCAGAGUACUUCAGUGACUUCCUCUUGUAAAGGAUGGGCCGUUUGUGCUUUCUUUGACUGGAAAUUCGGUAAGGGAUGUGAGUGGCCGGGAUGGUGCAUAGCUUCCUGAUCCACACCCUGUGCCCGGGCAGCGCUGGUUCUGCCUCAGUGUGCAGGGUUCUGUACUCGCGGGCCUUCUACUCCGAGCCCCUGGUUCAGCUCCCUGCUGGGCUGGUCCCAGGCGCAGAGAGGCUGCUGCAGAAGGAACAGGUGGCAGUGGUGGCCAGGCAGGUGAAGUCGGCAUGCACUCUGUCCCGUCAAGCAGCAGGGAAGCACUCCCCCGAAUCCUGCCCCCCUCCUUCAGAUGAGGCGGCAGCCGUGCAGGAGGCUGACUGUGGGAUGUUCCGACUGGGGGCGGGAGAGCCCUUCCAGGGGGAGAAGACGGUGCUGUGGCUGGGAGUGCUGUCCCUGGGGUUCAGCCUAGUCUGCGAGCCCCACGAGAACCUCCUGCUGGCCGAGAGCAGCCUGCGCACCCUCACCCAGCACUGCCUGGACCACCUGCGCCUCCUGGGGCCCCCCGGCACUGACGUCCUGCUCAAGGCAGACCGCAUAGAAGCGCUGCUCGACAGGUUCCUGCCACAUGGACAGCUGCUCUUUGCCAACCACCGCUUCAUCCACAGCCUGGACAAGGAGCUUGCUGCCUCCAUGGCUAAGUGAGACAGCCCAGAAGCAGGGAGGAAUGCUGUUGAGUAACUGCUUGUGAAAUGUUUCCCUGCCCGUUGUUAAUAUGUUUAGAAAUGCAGUCCAGGUGCCACACUGGAAGGUGGUGUUCAGAUACUGCCUGAUUUUGUGCGUGUUAACUGUAAACUUGUCUAACCCAAAAGUCACUGCGACGCCUGAAGCCAGUACGGUUAGCAGUGGGAUUAUUCCUCAAUCAAGUUGGGGCAUUGCUUGUGACGGAAUUGUACUACUCACUACCCACUCUGACGUGGGAAUGAUCUCUUGUCUCCAUCUGUGUAUUUAAGUGCUGCAGUUAACUCUGGGGCUUUCAUAGCAUCCUUCCUUCUUUGUGCUUGUAUGUAAAUAAGUCUGGUCAGAACAGACAGCAUGUGAUUGGAACAUCUGCCUGAUACCCAGUCCAGCACUUAUGUUACCUGAUGUGACUGCCUUGUAAGGAGGGCUGACCAAGGGCAAAAUCCAUUACUGUGACCAGGCCUUUUAUUAGGAUUUCUUCUAGGCACCUAUUCACUUCUUGUAGGUCACAUAUGCUAAUUUCUGCAACACCAUGAGAGUGAAUAUGACCUACAGCACUGGAAGUGAUUAGGUACCUGAAAGCAGCAGCAUUGUUGAUUCUAUAGCAUACCAGAAUCUUCAUAAUAUAUAUAAAAAAAAAAGAUCAAGAACCAAGAAUUCUGUAAUGCAAGAAAGGUAACGUUGCUUUAGUGCCAAUAAGUGGUAAGAACGUGGAUUUUAAUAAAGCCUUGGUUAACACUCAUUUAAACAUGGCUGUGAUAGAAAAGAGCUGUCAGUCUUGUGAAAAAUGGAUGCACAUGAAAAAAAUGUAAGUGUUAAUUAGUGUCAGUCAUGUCAAUAUGCCCCCGGGUCCUGAUACACUGAAUACAUUCUAAUAAAGACUGAUAAAGAAUAUCA
Acipenser ruthenus (sterlet) is the source of this 1700-nucleotide messenger RNA. RefSeq names its product AP-5 complex subunit sigma-1-like. The record is from RefSeq and is a predicted model, not a curated record. Gene Ontology annotation, cellular component: AP-type membrane coat adaptor complex; lysosome; cytosol. Gene Ontology annotation, biological process: double-strand break repair via homologous recombination; endosomal transport. The coding region runs from base 162 to 767 and encodes 201 amino acids. The transcript is spliced from 3 exons. Lineage: Eukaryota; Metazoa; Chordata; Actinopteri; Acipenseriformes; Acipenseridae.